Messenger RNA from Xiphophorus maculatus (southern platyfish), 2205 nucleotides. It is a transcript of the gene snx7, whose product is annotated as sorting nexin 7. The transcript has 9 exons. NCBI's taxonomy places the organism in Eukaryota, Metazoa, Chordata, Actinopteri, Cyprinodontiformes, Poeciliidae. The record is from RefSeq and is a predicted model, not a curated record. Gene Ontology annotation, molecular function: phosphatidylinositol binding. Bases 98 to 1363 code for a protein of 421 amino acids.
UGUGGCUGAAUGAUUUGGAGCCGCUCAAAAGUUGGAAUGGAAGUUUUUCUCUAUUCUUCCUAUUGAAGUCAUUUCAUUUAAAAAGUUGGGCAUUGUAAUGAGUGGAGCUAAGGUCCCGGCGGACAUUUCAGGACACAUGUUGGACCUUGAUGAGGAGGAAGACCUGGAGGUGUUCAGUAAGAACACGUCCCUGGCGGAGGGCAACCCCAUGCCCAACUCUCCUGACUCCAUGGUCAACCAGUUCCGACUGGAUGAAGAGAAUGAAGAGGAGCAGCAAGGUGCCAUUAAUAAAGACAUCUUUGUUACCGUUGACAACCCAGAGAGCCACAUUUCUGCUAUCGAGACCUUCAUUACAUACAGAGUUGUAACCAGGACCACCCGCAGCGAGUUCGACUCCAGCGAGUAUGAAGUACGGCGACGCUACCAGGACUUCCUGUGGCUCAAAAGCAGAUUGGAGGAGAACUACCCAACUCUGAUCGUCCAUCCUCUCCCAGAGAAGUUUGUGAUGAAGAGCAUGGUGGAGCGCUUCAAUGACGACUUCAUAGAGACCAGGAGGAAAGCGCUACACCGCUUCCUCAACCGGAUCACCGAGCACCCCAUCCUGUCCUGCAGCCACCACUUCAAAGUCUUCCUCACUGAUGAGGAGCUGGCCCCUCACAGGAAACUAGGUCCAGGCUUUCUGAGCAGGAUGAGCGAGACCAUGAGAGCCAUGGCCAACUCUGUGCGAGGGCUCAGGAGCAAGCUGGAGGAGUUUGCCAUCAUGCAGGAGUAUGUGGACGACUUUAGCAACAAUAUGUGCUCUGUGGACAAAGUCACCCACAGGAUCACAAAGGAACAUAGAGAAUACAUGGAUGAGCUGAAGCAGUAUGGUCCUACCUACUUCCAGUGGGCGGAGUCAGAGGAACUGCUGGCAGAACCACUGAAGGGUGUUGGUAGCUGUGUGGAGAAGUGCAGUAAGGAGACAGAGGAGCAGAUCCAAUACCUGUCCGAGGUCCUUGUCCCCACCCUGCACGAGUAUGUCCUCUGUGCCGACACCCUGAAGGCUGUGAUGAGACGGAGAGACAACAUCCAGGCUGAGUUCGAAGCAAAGAAUGAGGCCCUGGCCUCAAAAACAACUGACAAAGAAAUGCUGCAGGAGGAGGUGGAUGACCUGGCAGACCGAGUGGAACAGGCUAACAAUGCUUUACGAGGAGACUGGUCCCGCUGGAGAACCAGCAUGAGAGCUGACCUCAAAUCUGCUUUCAUCUCCACCGCUGCCAAGAACGUCGAUUAUUAUGAGAAGUGUCUGGCCGUUUGGGAGUCCUUCCUCCUCUCUCAGAGAGGUGAGUCAAUGGAGCAGAGAAACGGAGCGGACGCCUCCUAAAGCUGAGGACCGAACCACUGGUGGAGACAGCGGGUCAUUUACACAAGCAAACUUUUCAUGUGAAGCAUUUUCUUUCUCUUUGAACAAAUACAACUCGUCCUACUCUUCAUUCCAGUGAUGUUUCCACAGAACCAAACACUAAUUCCACACACGUAGACAGCCAGAAUUAAACACUCUACAGGCAACACUUUGCAUCUUCAUGUUGAAUCACUUUCCAUGAUGUAAUAUGAUGCUUGUGAAUGAAGUGCAGACAUUCUGACACAUUUCCUACAGCUGCUCUAUAAUGACCUGUCUCAUGUUUUCCUAGUAUGUGCAGCUAAAGCAAACCAGAGUGCUUUGUGGGAUCCCAUUUUAAUCAUUUUCACUCUGAUUAAAAUGGAGUGAAAAAGUCCAGUUGUGACAUUAAGCAUUCAUUAUUCCUAAUUAUGCAGCAUUGCAUCCUGUGUAGCAGCAGUCAUCCACGGGUCAGCUGAAUGAGGUUGUGUGCUCUGAUUGACUAAAAAUAACUGAAAAAUUUAAUUCUUGUAUAUGCAUUUGUUUUUCUAGAUCAAUACCUAAAGAGAGUGUCACACUGCAGAUUGUAAUUUUAAAGACUGGAACUUUGUGAAACAUUACUUCUAGAAUUCUCAUCAAUUAGUGUCUUCUACCACCAUGGGUUUCUAAUGUCUGCCAUAUUUUGCUGGUUGCAACUUAAAGUUUACAAGCAAGAUAACCUAUUAGUAAUGUAUUUCUAAUUAAAAAGCUUUGAUUAUGUUUUUUUUUUUUUACUGAAAAUUUUACUAUUAAAGACAAAUGAAUGAAGAAGUGCUAUUUUACCAUGAUAAUAAAGAUUGACAUCAAAA